Nomascus leucogenys (northern white-cheeked gibbon) is the source of this 5338-nucleotide messenger RNA. RefSeq names its product fibrinogen C domain containing 1 (gene FIBCD1). NCBI's taxonomy places the organism in Eukaryota, Metazoa, Chordata, Mammalia, Primates, Hylobatidae. The record is from RefSeq and is a predicted model, not a curated record.
GGGAGCCGGAAGGAGCGCCGCGCCACUCCCCGGAGACGCCGAACCGCCCAGCGGGGGCGCCCUCGGGGCCCGCCCCGCGCCUACGGCGCGCCUCGCCCGGCGUCCCCGCCAGUCCUGCCGGAAGAUGGUCAACGACCGGUGGAAGACCAUGGGCGGCGCUGCCCAACUUGAGGACCGGCCGCGCGACAAGCCGCAGCGGCCGAGCUGCGGCUACGUGCUGUGCACUGUGCUGCUGGCCCUGGCUGUGCUGCUGGCCGUAGCUGUCACCGGUGCUGUGCUCUUCCUGAACCACACCCAUGCGCCGGGCACGGCUCCCCCGCCUGUCGUCAGCACUGGGGCUGCCGGCGCCAACAGCGCCCUGGUCACUGUGGAGAGGGUGGACAGCUCACGCCUCAGCAUCCUCAUCGACCCGCGCUGCCCCGACCUCACCGACAGCUUCGCACGCCUGGAGAGCGCCCAGGCCUCAGUGCUGCAGGCGCUGACCGAGCACCAGGCCCAGCCACGGCUGGUGGGCGACCAGGAGCAGGAGCUGCUGGACACGCUGGCCGACCAGCUGCCCCGGCUGCUGGCCCGAGCCUCGGAGCUGCAGACAGAGUGCAUGGGGCUGCGGAAGGGGCACGGCACGCUGGGCCAGGGCCUCAGCGCCCUGCAGAGUGAGCAGGGCCACCUCAUCCAGCUUCUCUCUGAGAGCCAGGGCCACAUGGCUCACCUGGUGAACUCCGUCGGUGACAUCCUGGACGCCCUGCAGAGGGACCGGGGGCUGGGCCGGCCCCGCAACAAGGCCGACCUUCAGAGAGCGCCUGCCCGGGGAGCCCGGCCCCGGGGGUGUGCCACUGGCUCCCGGCCCCGAGACUGUCUGGACGUCCUCCUAAGCGGACAGCAGGACGAUGGCGUCUACUCUGUCUUUCCCACCCACUACCCGGCUGGCUUCCAGGUGUACUGUGACAUGCGCACGGAUGGCGGCGGCUGGACGGUGUUUCAGCGCCGGGAGGACGGCUCCGUGAACUUCUUCCGGGGCUGGGACGCGUACCGAGACGGCUUCGGCAGGCUCACCGGGGAGCACUGGCUAGGGCUCAAGAGGGUCCACGCCCUGACCACACAGGCUGCCUACGAGCUGCACGUGGACCUGGAGGACUUUGAGAAUGGCACGGCCUAUGCCCGCUACGGGAGUUUCGGCGUGGGCUUGUUCUCCGUGGACCCUGAGGAAGACGGGUACCCGCUCACCGUGGCUGACUAUUCCGGCACUGCAGGCGACUCCCUCCUGAAGCACAGCGGCAUGAGGUUCACCACCAAGGACCGUGACAGCGACCACUCAGAGAACAAUUGCGCCGCCUUCUACCGCGGCGCCUGGUGGUACCGCAACUGCCACACGUCCAACCUCAAUGGGCAGUACCUGCGCGGUACACACGCCUCCUAUGCCGACGGCGUGGAGUGGUCCUCCUGGACCGGCUGGCAGUACUCACUCAAGUUCUCCGAGAUGAAGAUCCGGCCGGUCCGGGAGGACCGCUAGUGCACCUUGCCCUUGGCCCUGCUGGUCCCCAUCGCCCCAUCCCUGACCCCACCUCACUCCUUUGUGAAUGUUCUCCACCCACCUGUGCCUGGCGGACCCACUCUCCAAUAGGGAGGGGCCGGGCCAUCCCUGACACGAAGCCCCGUGGGCAGGUGAAGUCACACAUCACCUUCUCACCAUCCCCACCCCCUCCAUUUGGCAGCUAACUGACCUGUUGCCUCUGCUGAUGGGGGCCGGCAAACUUGAUGACCCCAACUCCUGCCUGCCCCCACUGUGGCUCCUGUGCUGUUUGCCGUCCCCUGGCCAGGAUGGUGGAGUCUGCCCCAGGCAGCCCUCUGCUCUGCCCACCCAAACACCCGGCAUUACGGGGACAGAGAGCAGGGGGCAGACAGCUCCCCUGGAGUCCUCUUAGCAGAUGGUGGGGAAUGUCAGGUCUCUCUGAGGUCAGGUCUGAGCCCAGUAUCCUCCAGCCCUCCCAAUGCCAACCCCCACCCCCAUUUCCCUGGUGCCCAGAGAACCCACCUGUCCCCCAAGGGCCUCAGCCUGGCUGUGGGCUGGGUGGCCCCACCCUACCAUGCCCUGAGGCCAGGACGGGGAGCUGCUGCCUUUGGGGACCCACAGUCCAAGGCUGAGGCCAGUUCCCUGGAGGCUACCCACCCUGUGGCCCGGCAGGCCUGGGGUCUGCAGUCCCCUUAUCUGCUGUGCCCACCUGCUCUCUGUCUCAAAUGAGGCCCAACCCAUCCCCCACCCAGCUCCCAGCUGUCCUCCUGGCUGCCAUCCCAUUUCUCCUGCCUCUGGAAUGUGGGUGGGGCCCUGCACCAUGAGUCUGGGCUGUGCUAAUGGGAAGCUCUUGGUUUUCUGGGCUGGAAUGAGGCUUGUACCACCCCACCACCAAUUUCCCAGGGACUCCAGGGUCCUGAGGCCUCCCGGGAGGGCCUUGGGGGCGGUGACCCCCUCCCUGAGGCGGCUGUCUCCACGGGGAGGCCAACCCCUGCCAGUGACUGUGGCCACCUGGACCCAGGCCAGGCCCGGCGAGUGGUCAAGGGACAGGGACCACCUCACCGGGCAAAUGGGGUCGAGGCGACUGGGGCACUAGACCAGGCACCACCUGGACACUUUCUCGUUGAAUCUUCCCAACACCCAGCACGCUGUCAUCCCCGCUCCUUGUGUGCGCACACACAGGGGUGAGACCCGCAGGCUCCCAGGACCAGCAGCCCCAAGGGCAGGGCUGGAGUCAGGUCCUCAGCUGUCUGCUCAGCAGCCCUGGACCCGCGUGCAUUGCGUCAGGCCCAGAUGCAGGGCGGUUUUUCCAAGGCCUCCUGAUGGGGGGCCUCCGAGAGGGCUGGAGUCAGCCUUGGGGAGCUGCCUAGCAGCCUCUCCUCGGGCAGAAGGAGAGGUGGCUUCCUCCAAAGGACACCCGAUGGCAGGUGCCUGGGGGGUGUGGGGUUCCGUUCUCCCUUCCCCUCCCACUGAAGUUUGUGCUUAAAAAACAAUAAAUUUGACUUAGCACCACUAGGGGGGCGGUGGGAGAGGCCGUGUGACCUGGCGUCUGUUCCAGCGCCACCAGGUCAUCCACAUGCGCAGAUGUCUGCAGCGCUUCCUUCUGCCGUGGGUCCAGCCUGCCCUGAGUGCUGGACAGGACCUGGUCCCUGCCCUCUUGGUCCUCAGCUGGACGGAGAUACAGCCAAGAAUCAGGCAGUGGCAGCCUAGCGUGGCCGGGGUGGUGGAUGGAGCAGGCCAGGUGCGGGGCCACGAGGGGCAAGAUUUGGGUAAAAUGACCACACGAGAUUCAAAGGGAAACCCCUCCUCGGCUCCUCUUCCCACCAUCUAGAAGCCAAGGGAGCCCACCCAGACCACCUGGGUUCCAGAACACCCUGUCACAUUGCAGGGGCUGGGGUGGGACCCGAGUUCUCAUCCCAGGAUCCCCCACCAACAGGCCCCAGGCGGGAGCUACCAGCCUCCCCAUGCCGGCGACUGCUUAGAAAGUGCCAGCGCUUUCUGAUGUGUCAUCAAACAGACUCCUGGUGAGUGUGAAGUUAAUGGACUCACAGAUGUGUGGGUGCAGCAGGAGGCACCGGGGCCCUUGUGCCAGGGCUUGGCUGCGGAACAGAUGCACCAUGGCUGGAGCCUGGCGAGGGGCCGGGGGCAGGUGGAGGUGGCCUUUGGGAGCCUGUGGUCCAGGUCCAGGCAGCAUCUGUCCUCAGUGGCUGGCUGCACUGGAGAUGCCUGUCCCUUCUAGAGCCCUGUUACUGCCCUAGAGCACGAGGCCCUGUCCCAGACCAGGAGAGGGCACACGGCCCUACCAAGCACCGGCUGAAUGGGCACGGAGCUUGACAUGGUGGGGAGGGCCCAGGCCAGCGCACUGGUCCCACCCUCCCCAGGGGCACCUUCAAAGGCUGGCACUGGGGAAAAACGGUCCCUGCGCACCUGCUCCGGGCCACAGCCUCUCACCUUAGCCCUGCAGAGCCUACAGUCUGAUACCAGUGCAAAUGGCUGUCAUCUGAGACAGGAGGAUGAGGAUGCUGGGAGAGCCCUGGGCGAGGGACAGCUCGAGACCUAUGGGCUGAGUGACCAGGCCAAGGGCUAGCAUGUGCACAGGGUCGCCUGGGACCCACGGGCCCCAAACCCUGUCCCCUGGGGCCCAAUUUGAGGGUGGAUGCCUGCGGCCCUCCAUCCCACAAUGCCGCCUGACUGAGCCUCCUCCUGCUGCUUCACUUGAGGGGAGUAAGCUGAGUGGGAGGGGUCUCUGCAUCGCCACACUGGGACCUGGAGGGGGUACACCUGCGCCGUUGCCUCUCUGCGUGCACAGGUAGAUUUUGUGGCUCAGCCAGUGGCCUUCCUCCUUUCCCCUAAACUUCGCACACAUCUCAGAGAGUGACACCAAAGGCCACCCAGCUGACUGCCUGAGCACCAGGGUCCAGAGGAUGGAAGGAACCUUGGUUUCCAUGCUGGUGGCCUCAGCACAUUCAGCUGGAGAACAGCAAAGGAACAGAGCUGUGAGCCGUUCUCAAAUGGCUUUCCCCUGCAGCUGCGUGUAAAUCAGUUUUAUAAUGUUUGGGACAAAAGCUGUAUCGCCAGUGCCCACCUCUUCCUGGUCCCCCUUACCCUUCCUGCCACCUGUCCUCAUCCACACAGACCUCUGGCUGGCUUGGCUGGGGCCAGAGCCCUGGAAGCUGGGAGCCAGGGUCUCUGGAGGCCCCGUCACCCAGGGGCGUGUCUGAGCAGGCAGAGAUUUGGAGGAUUGUUGAACCAUCUCAAACCAUGGCUCCAGGGAGGGGAAGGAAGAGGAGAGGUACCAUUUGUCUGUGUGAGAUGGGGGGGACAGGGGACAUGAAGAACGCCCGUGGCCAGCGACAGACCCCCGUCCUGUGACUUCAGGAGCAAUGCACUGGCAGGAGGACCCAGCAGGGGACACAGAGAACCCAGAACAAGGAGACAGGACGCUAAGCUUUGGCCUCAGCGGACCGGGCUUCCCCAGGGCCUCCAUUUCUUCAUCUGCUUUCAGAGACAAGGGUGUCCCCAAACUGUGUGGCCCAAGCAGCCGGCAGGACUUGGCAAACCCAGAGGGCUCAGGUCGGGCCUCGGUGGGAUUUGUAGGGAGUGUCGGGAGCUCUGGCCCAAGGCUGGCCACGUUGGCCCCCCAUGCGCUGACAGGUGUGUCUGACUCGGGCCACACAGCGCUGGCCAGGGCUUCAGAGGGCCAGCACAGCGACUGGUGGAGGAAGCCUGGUAUGGGAGCGUCGCUAGGCGAGGCUGUGGGCACUUGGUGUCUGUGCGUUCUGUCUUUAAUAAAGUCUCGUGGUUACCCAGCUCCGGUCUCCGCCUCCA